Molecule: messenger RNA, 469 nt
Organism: Saccostrea cuccullata (small rock oyster)
Lineage: Eukaryota; Metazoa; Mollusca; Bivalvia; Ostreida; Ostreidae
Product: double-stranded RNA-specific editase 1-like
Exons: 3
Source: RefSeq, a predicted model, not a curated record
AUGGAAGGACCAUCAACAACAGCAGGUACAUCACAGCCCCCCAUGGGGCUGGGGGGCAUCCAAUGUGAACCCCCUAUACUAGGGCCAGGGGACAUCAAAUGUGAACCCCCUAUACCAGGAAUGGGAGACAACCAAGGUGACCCCUCCUCUGUAGGAGUUUACAUUGCCGGUAAUGUUCCUCUGCCUCGCACACUAACAAACAAACACCCAGUCAUGUACCUGAACGAAUUACGCAGAAAUAUGACCUAUCAGUUAGUAUCGGAACAGGAAGUAGACAAGGAGAAGCUGUACACGAUGUCUGUUCAGGUGGACGGACAAACCUUCACGGGGACAGCCAAGAACAAGAAACUGGCCAAGAUGGAGGCAGCGAGGCAGGCACUGGAGACUCUGUUUAAUGCAGUGUAUGUCCCAGAUUUAGAAAGUCAAGUGGACCAGAAAGAAGAUACAGUGGCAGUUCCAGAGGUCAAAG